GAGGUCAGUAACUGAACACUACUCGGCUUACCUAAGUGCGACUCUAAAACACUGGGUAAAUCUAUUUAAAAACAGAAAGUGAAAGUAACAACAGUGAAAAUGACUUCCGCGGAGAUGGACGUAGGGAAGUACUUGUCGCGCAUUAACUUCUCGUCCAGCAGCGUUCCAGCGGAGCCCAGUCUGCCGCUGCUGCGCGCGCUGCACACCUGUCACCUGCGGGCGGUGCCGUUUGAAGACCUGACGGUCCACAGCGGGGGACGGGUCCACUUGGAGCUCCCUCUGCUCUACCACAAGAUAGUGGUCCAGCACCGAGGCGGCUUCUGCUGUGAGAACAACUCCCUGUUCUCCUGGCUGCUGACCCAGCUCGGCUUCCAGGUGACCCUGCUCUCCGGCCAGGUGAGGAACUCCUUCACGGGCUUCUACGGGCCGCCAUGCGACCACAUGGUCCUGAUGGUGUGCGUGGGGGGCCGGCGCUGGCUCUGCGACGUCGGGUUCGGGGUCCCCGGGUUCAGCACCCCCCUCUCUAUGGAAACCAAUGGCCCCCAGGUGCAGGGACACAGAGUCUAUCGCAUUAGGAAGAGCGAGGAGAUGCACUUUGUGGAGUGGCGAGGGGAUGAAAACAGAGGCGAGGAUGGAGAGUGGACAGAGAUCUACAAGUUCACCUUUGCCCCUCGGUGUCUGGAGGACUUCACUGAGAUGUGCCAGUACCACCAGAGCUCUCCUUCUUCCAUUUUCUUCUGCAAGUCCCUCUGUACCAUCUUGAAACCUUAUGGAAGGAUCACUUAUAUUGGCCGCAGGCUGAUUACAGUCAUAUUUCCAUCAGAGGCAACAGGCGGCAUGGUGGAGACAACAACCAGGGAGCUCCAGGAUGAGGAGAUUCCUGCUAUUCUAGCAGAGAAAUUUGGGAUUGUACUUCCAUCUACGCUUAUCCCAAAGGAUGAUACAAUAACUCCACCUGCAGUGAUUUACUGACGUCACACAUAGGACCUAAAUUUGUGAUACAUUCCUCAAGUAGGCUUGAAAAGUGCCAAUUCUAUUUUAUUUGUUGAAUCAUGCAUAUUAUCCAAACUUAAGACUGCGAAUAUAUAUAUAUAUUUAUAUAAUUUUAAAGGACAUUCAUUCAUCUAAUUUUGAGACUUUGACUCAUCCAAAUCUACCUGCUGAACAACCAAACAUUGAUUGAAAACACACAGAACAAGACAGAUAAACAGCAAUGUUGAUUUUAAUAAAUUAUACAUACACUUUUAAGAUGUACAAUGGUCAUUGCAUUAUUCCACAAGUGUCAUUUUUCAUAAGACAAAGUCUGCAUCCGAAGUAUUUACACAUGUACAAUUAUCAGGCAGCGCUUUACAAAGCAAGGCAUGAAUGAUGAUACAGAUGUUGGGCUUCAAAUCAAACCUUUAACUUUCUUGCCUUAACAGUUUGAGAUAUUACUCAGCGGUCCCACGAUUAGGACUAUAAUACAUUUUCCCAUCUCAUCUUUCAUGAGUAUGAAAAAAAAAAAAAAAACAACAAAACAAUUGAACAUCAUCCAUGAAAAUCCAAUAAGAUCUGGAGGAAAUUCAAAUAUCAACUGUGAGGGCCGAGUCGAAAAA
Molecule: messenger RNA, 1595 nt
Organism: Cololabis saira (Pacific saury)
Lineage: Eukaryota; Metazoa; Chordata; Actinopteri; Beloniformes; Belonidae
Product: arylamine N-acetyltransferase, liver isozyme-like
Exons: 2
Coding region: 100-972 (290 amino acids)
Molecular function (GO): acetyltransferase activity
Source: RefSeq, a predicted model, not a curated record